UAAUGAAGGGAUAGGCUGAAUAAUAGAAGGGAGCAACUAAAACAGUCAAGAAAGUUAAAACCACAAACAAGAGAGCACCUGUUAGGUAGGAUUUAGCAUUAAAAUUAGACUAUGGGUUAAGGCUGUAUUUACAGGUUUUAGAAGAUCAAAAGUUUAAUAGAAUGAAAACUAAGCAUUACUCAAAAUUGAACAUGUUAAUGAUGUUGCUUCAAGCAGAUUCUAUUGGGGAAAAAGAGUUGCAUACAUUUACAAGGCUCAUUCAUUAAAGAAUAACACUAAAUUCAGAGUAUGAAUUAUUUUGAUUCAGGCAAUUUGGGGACGUAUUAGCAAAUCUCACGGCAGCAAUGGAAUUGUUAUUGCUCGUUUUGGUAGAAAUCUUCCUCCAAGAGCUAUUGGAUCAACCCUUAGAGUGUUCCUUUAUCCCAACAGAGCUUGAAAAUC
Paramecium pentaurelia is the source of this 441-nucleotide messenger RNA. Lineage: Eukaryota; Ciliophora; Oligohymenophorea; Peniculida; Parameciidae. The record is from the annotation of a GenBank genome assembly.